Zea mays is the source of this 1900-nucleotide messenger RNA. RefSeq lists its product as uncharacterized. NCBI's taxonomy places the organism in Eukaryota, Viridiplantae, Streptophyta, Magnoliopsida, Poales, Poaceae. Gene Ontology annotation, biological process: regulation of DNA-templated transcription; cell differentiation. Gene Ontology annotation, cellular component: nucleus. Bases 357 to 1646 code for a protein of 429 amino acids. Gene Ontology annotation, molecular function: sequence-specific DNA binding; zinc ion binding. The record is from RefSeq and is a predicted model, not a curated record. The transcript is spliced from 2 exons.
CACGCAAGGGAUCGCGUUCUCACCUCCGACAAAGCUCGACGGAACUCGUGAAAGAUUUUGCGGUUUUCGUGACCCUCUUUCUAUGCAACCCAAAACAAUAGUACGGAGGAAAAAAAAACCGAGGGCGAGGGGAGAGGGAGUGAGGGACAUGACGCGCAUCUUUCCCACCUCCUCUUUCUUUCCCUUGCUCUGCUAACGCGCCGCCGGUCCGUCGUUUGCCGCCUAUCCUGCUUGCUCGCGCGGCCGCUGUUCAUGGCGAUGGUGGAUGAAGGCGGCAAAGGAGAGCUGCGCAGGCGCAGCCGCCUGGAUUAGACCCAAGAAACCGCCGAUCUGCGGCGACCAGGGCGACCGGCGACAUGGAUGGCGGUGGCCGAGGAGAGGAGUGGGAGGGCCCCCCCGGCUACGUGCUCUCGCUCCCGGCGGCGGCGCUGCCCCUGCCCGUCGCCGUCUCCUGCCUGGACGCCACCGUCCGGCGCAAGGGUCGCAGCCAUAUCCGCCACCGUGGCCAUCCGUCGGGCUGGUGGGCCUUCAGGCUCCCCGUCCCCGCGCCGGAGGAGGCGAAGAGGCCGGUUCCCCCAGCGUCGGCGGCCAAUAAUCCGUCCGAGGAGGACCGUUCCUGUCCUCGUCACCAGCGCCUGCCCGUGCGCCAGGCCCCGGCCCCCGGUCCACACACUCCCGCGCCUGCAGAGGAGAGGCCAGCGAAGAGGGUCAGGAUGUGCCUGCAGUGCGGCGCGGCGGUGACGCCGCAGUGGAGGUCGGGGCCGAUGGGGCAGGGCACGCUCUGCAACGCCUGCGGGGUCCGGCUCAAGGCGGCCGGGGCACUGCGGGGUCAGGUGAAGCACCGCCCCACGCCAGCGACCGCCAGGACGCCCGCCCGGCCGCCCCUGGACAGCCCGGCCUCGGAGUCGUCGCCCGACAGCCCGAUCUUGGAGCCUGGGUCAGUUCCAGAUGUUUACCUGGUGAGGAAGAAGCCUCUGAAACGGGGGAGACCCCCGCCGCCUCCGAGGACGGUACCCGCGGCGGCGCCGCCGCUAGCGCCAGCGGUGUACCUCGUCAAGAAGAAGAAAAAAUCGGCUUCGGCGAGGAAGCCGUGGCGGCCCCCGAAGUCGGCGAAGCAGUGCUUGCACUGCGGGUCGUCGUCGACGCCGCAGUGGCGGGAAGGGCCGCUGGGCCGCAGCACGCUGUGCAACGCGUGCGGCGUGCGGUACAGGCAGGGCCGGUUGCUGCCGGAGUACCGGCCGCUGGCGAGCCCCACCUUCGAGCCGUCGGAGCACGCCAACAAGCACAGCCAGGUGAUGCAGCUCCACCGGCAGCGGAAGAGCCAGGGCCAGCACCACCCUCUGCCCGCGGAGCAUCCGCGAGCCAUGGACGUCCUCCAGUUUCCCCAGCGGUGGCAGGUGAAGGAGGAGUACCCGCCGACGCCGCUCCACCAGCCUCUGCCGCAUCCGGUGGUGGACGGCAGCCUUGCCAGCGGCGAGCUGCGCGUUGGGGACAUGGUCGACGCUGCGGCAGAUGCAGGACACGGCGGCGGCGGAGGCAAGGGAAGUGACCUGAACAACAACGCGCCGAGCUCUCUGGACUCGCGGCUGCUGGAGGGGCCGUCGGCGCCACUGCUUGUCGACGGCGACAAGCCCUUGGUCCACUAGCUAGCCAGAGCCUACUAGGUGUAAUCCAGCUGAUUUGAGAGAACAGUAAUUUUCUUGGACCUUCUCCUUUUUUCUGAGAUCUUGGUAACUUUAUUAUCGACCUCGGUUGUGUGUAUUUGUUCGUGUUUCGGCAAAAUUUUCGUGUAACUUUAUUAUCAUGGCAGGAUCUGUAGAAAUGUUCCUGCCAAUUCUAGGUGUUGUUGCAACAGAGAUGAUAUAUGAUGGAUAAUGACAAUGGCAUGAUCGACCUGCAA